CUGAGCUGCUGUUGUGCUACUUCCCGUCGUGGACUAUCAGGUCUGUUGCAGCAGACGCUGCGCAUGUCCGGUUCGGAACGCCGGUAGCGAGCCGGAAUAGGAGCGAGUGACGAGCAUCGAGAGCGCGGACCGCUCAAUAUCGGUUACACGGCCGGAAUUCAGAUUGCAGCUCUUCGCGCAGUGUAGGUUUUGCUCCAGCCACAAGCGGCCGCAUCAUGUUCUUGACGUUAGUAUCACUUUGAUUUCGCCCCCUCCCGUCUCGUAUAUACGUACCCUCCCUCCUCGGCCGCCCUCUCCAUUUCUUAGUCACUUUCGCUCCUCUCUCUCUGUUUAUCUUUCGCAUUCUUUUGAGUUUCGAAAAAUCUUGGCCAAAUCGCAUUCCAUCAGAGAGCAAUCGACAACUCGGAAGUUUUUGUGGAAUUCCAAUUGCGUUUGUGUCGGUCAUUUGCUCCGGCGGGUGCUCCGUCGUAGUUCGAGCGCUUGUGUCCUUUCCAUUCCGAUUCCAUUUGGGAUCGUUGAUCUAAAAAAAGAAAAAGAGAAGAAAAAAAAAAAAAGAUUGGGUUGCAUCGAUCCAUCUAGCAAACAGCGCGGAGCACCCAGCGAGAGAAAGAGAGAGAGAGAGAGAGAGAGAGGAAGACGAAAGGGACGUAGUAGGAGAGGGUGGGAGGGAUCGGGGGGAGGGAAUCGUGAAGCAGGAAGAAAAAGAAAUCGGGAGCCAAAAAGACGGGUAAAAUGGCCUCGCAAUUCUUCAGUCGGUUAAAUAUGGCCGUUCCACCAAUUGGGGCCACUUUGGGAGCAGCCUGGACGACAGUGCGCUCAGCCCUGCCCGACUCGUGCGUCAACAGCCAACAAGACGAGCAACUCCAUUUCGCCAAAUUCGGACGCAAGCCAAACGACACGGAAUUAUGUAAUUUGCAGAACAGCGGAGCAGGAGGCAGUUUGCAACGAGUCGAUUCGUUUGGAGACGACGAGAGUUGCGGUGGCGGUGAAUUCGGCAGUUCCCGGCACAAGAUUUCCGAAUGGCAAGCCGGAUGGAACGUUACCAAUGCCAUCCAGGGCAUGUUCAUCGUUUCGUUACCAUAUGCCGUCCUGCACGGCGGCUAUUGGGCCAUCACGGCCAUGAUCGGCGUCGCUUACAUCUGCUGUUACACAGGCAAAAUCUUAGUCGAUUGCCUGUACGUCACCAACGAGGAAGGCCAGUUGGUGCGAGUCCGCGACACUUACGUCUCCAUCGCCGAAGAAUGUUUCGGCCGUCGGGUCGGCGCACGGAUCGUCAAUACGGCCCAGCUGAUUGAGCUACUCAUGACCUGCAUUUUGUACGUGGUACUGUGCGGUGAUUUGAUGGUCGGUACCUUCCCGGAUGGCGCAAUCGACACGCGUUCAUGGAUGAUGAUUUGCGGGAUCCUCUUGCUGCCGUGCUCCUUUCUCAAGAAUUUGCAUCACGUCUCGACGCUCAGCUUUUGGUGCACGAUGGCUCACGUAGUCAUCAACGUCAUGAUCAUGGGUUAUUGCCUUCUACAGGCGGCAACCUGGGGUUGGUCACAGGUGCCGCUCAGCAUCAACAUCUUGACGUUCCCCAUUUCAUUGGGCAUCAUCGUCUUUAGCUACACAUCGCAAAUCUUCCUACCGGCUCUCGAGGGCAAUAUGAGCGACCCGUCAAAGUUCCACUGCAUGCUCAACUGGAGUCACGUAGCAGCAGCCAUCUUUAAAUCGCUCUUCGGCUACGUUGGCUUUCUCACCUGGCAGGCGAACACCAAGGACGUCAUCACCAACAAUCUUCCCACGCAAGGUUUCAAGGGCGUCGUCAACUUCAUUCUUGUUAUCAAGGCGUUGCUGUCAUACCCUUUGCCUUAUUACGCCGCACUGAAUCUGCUGGAGAGAGCCUUCUUCAAAGGGCGACCAGAAACCACUUUUCCAAGCAUGUGGACCGUCGAUGGUGACCUAAAAGUGUGGGGCCUUGCCUUGCGCGUGGCUCUAGUUGUUUUCACGACCGUCAUGGCUAUCUCGAUCCCACAUUUUGCCUUCUUGAUGGGUUUUAUCGGCAGCUUUACAGGCACGAUGCUCUCCUUCAUCUGGCCGUGUUACUUCCAUCUCAAACUGAAAGGCCCCACUCUAGAUUGGGGCACUGUCGCCUACGAUUGCUUCGUCAUCUUCCUCGGCGUCCUGUUUGGCGUCAUCGGCAUUUAUUAUUCGUUCAGAGCUCUGGUCGAGGCUUUCCAAAUCGGCUUACCUUUUUAAACGACAUCUUCGCUGAAGUGCUGAGUGUUCAAUUCAUCAUAUCCAAUGUCUUCCAAACAAAAAAAAAACAAACAAAAAAAGUGUGAAACCCAGGUCUUCCAAAAAUUCUCUCAAAACGAGGAUAAUGUGUUCUAGUCGUAGCGUUUCCUAUAGUCAUGAAUAGUUUCCCUUCCAUUGGUUUUGAAAAUACGUGUCACAUUGAUGUUUAUAUUUCUCUCUCUCUCUCUUUUUUUGCAACUGAAAAAAAAAAGAUAUCGUAACCAAGUCUUCCAAACUCAAAGUUACACAAAUACCUGCAAAUGUUUCCAACGACCAGACGUUGGUAAGCCGUGCACGGCUAAAUGUUACCCAGGGCUUCCUCCCAUUGAUUGUUUUGUUUUUUUUUUUUACUUUUUCCUCGUAUGUCCAUUGACCGAAAUAUUUGAUUCGGUCCCGUUUGUCAGUUCCAACUAAAUAAUAUGUGUGAUACGGUCAGCGAGAUUUUUUUCUCAACUCCGCUUCACGUGUUUCAUCCCAUUGGCACACAACAAAAAAAAAAAAAAAAAGUUUCGUUUGAUAGUUGAGAAAAAAAAGCAAAGAUUCCGGCAUUUCAAUUAGUAAGUCCCGCCAGAAAUAAUUAAACCAAAAAAAAAAAAAAACGAGAAAAAUUCUACGUCUUCCAGACAAUGUCGCAUCUCUCAUCCUCAUACUUUUUGGCUGUUUGCCGCCAGUUAAUUAGAUACAUCCCAGUCGGUUACAAAAAAAAAACAAAAAAACUGCGCGGCAAACGUAAAUUUUGCAUAUCAAGGAGGAAAUAAGUAAACACUUUUCCAAAUGUCUUCCAAUUCGUGCGCUUUGAAAAAGUUUCGUUCCUGUUUUACUGCCCUAACCCUCUCUAUUUGCAUCAUCAUUUUACCAUAUCAAUCGGCUGUCUUCCAGACUUGUACAACAACCGAGUGUGUGGAAUCGCUAACAAGUUGUGUAGUUGUUUGUUUGUCAUCGACGUCAAAAUAUACACGUUAGUUUGAA
This is a messenger RNA of Daphnia magna, 3246 nucleotides long. It is a transcript of the gene VGAT, whose product is annotated as vesicular inhibitory amino acid transporter. The transcript is spliced from 2 exons. The coding region runs from base 733 to 2238 and encodes 501 amino acids. Gene Ontology annotation, cellular component: vacuolar membrane. The record is from RefSeq and is a predicted model, not a curated record. Gene Ontology annotation, biological process: amino acid transmembrane transport. Gene Ontology annotation, molecular function: amino acid transmembrane transporter activity. NCBI's taxonomy places the organism in Eukaryota, Metazoa, Arthropoda, Branchiopoda, Diplostraca, Daphniidae.